Molecule: messenger RNA, 564 nt
Organism: Serpula lacrymans var. lacrymans S7.9
Lineage: Eukaryota; Fungi; Basidiomycota; Agaricomycetes; Boletales; Serpulaceae
Exons: 1
Coding region: 1-564 (187 amino acids)
Source: RefSeq, a predicted model, not a curated record
AUGUCAUUGCAACCGGAUAUGAACAGUCUGCUGCACAACAUGUGUGCACAGAUUCAGGCAUUAACAAAUCAGCUUGCCGAGAUUCAAGCCGCCCCAGCAGCCGAAUCUACGGUUGAGCAAAAGUUCAACAAGAAAGUCGAGAUCAUCGCUGACCCCGGUGCUUUCAAAGGAGAUAGAGCGCGAUUUGCCGAAUGGUGGAUCAAGCUCCAGAUUUGGAUCAAAGUGAACUGGGACGUGUUCGCUGAUGAUUUUGAUGUAGCGACCGCUGUGCUGUCAAGGCUGAAAGGACCAGUGGCGGGUCAAUACACCCAAGUAAGAAUGCAGGAGUGCUACACAGCGGGAGUGUGGCCUACCUGGGAUGAUCUCAAAGUCGAGAUUGAAAAAUACUUCAAACCACAAGCUGAGCGUGACUGGGUGUGUCAGCAAAUCCGUACCUUCAAACAAGGAAACAUGAGGACGGAUGACUUUGUUACCCGGUUCCUGGCCCUCUCCAUCCAAGGGGGUCUAGGGAAUGAACAUGCAGUGGAGUUGCUGGAGCACAAUGUGUCACCGGCCAUUGCCUGA